ACAUCGCAGAUGUGGCUUUUUGUAGUUGGGAAAUGGUUGGGAAGUUGUCGAACUACUGCUUACUGCUAACUGCUGAUUGCUGUUUGCUGUUGUCGUAAGAGGGAAUUUUCGGCAUUUGUAGAAGGAAAACUAAUGAGACUUGAUUUUCAGUGCUACUGGCAAACUUUGGAAAACCAUCUUCAUAUAAAUGUUUAGUUGUCCAACGGCAGAGCCAAGUGCACUCACAUAAAACAUUUUGUAAAUUCCAUAUAUUCAAGCUGUAGACGCGUUGCUCCCAAAGGAUCUUUGCAGCUCACAUCCACAUACGCGAAAGCUACUAUUGUUGCUAUAGUUUUGUGUGGAAUGAAUUGAUGUUUGCAUUAAAAUUAAUUGAAUUGAAUUGAAUUGUACCUGAAUGCAUAUGCAUACAAUCUUAUACAAUUCGUACACUUAACCUUACCGUCGUCACACAUAGUGGGAGUAAAGUGUCAAUAUCAGUGUAAGCAAAUUAGUUCUAAAGUGUACAAUCAGCGACAGGGAGCAGGGAAACAAAUAUUCUUAUUAGUAACAGGAUAUUUGUUAACAGCACUUUUACUUGUAUUAUCAGUUAGUUGGCUAUUAUUGUGGUUAACGGAGAGCAACAGCAUGUCUAUUGCACCAGUGAUAAUUGAAGCAACAGCCAAACAAACUUCAACGCUCAUCUUCAUGCACGGCUUGGGGGAUACCGGCCAUGGAUGGAGUUCAGCGUUGGCAAUGAUACGUCCGCCCAGCAUGAAAGUCAUCUGCCCAACAGCUCCCACAAUUCCGGUGUCAUUAAAUGCUGGUUUUCGCAUGCCUUCUUGGUUUGAUUUACGUACGCUCGAUAUAUCGGGUCCCGAGGAUGAGGACGGUAUUAAAAAUGCUGCUCAAAAUAUAAAAGCAAUGAUUGAUGAUGAGGUAAAUAAGGGUAUAGCAUCGAAUCGCAUUGUGCUUGGUGGCUUCUCACAAGGAGGUGCGCUAGCACUGUACACAGCGUUAACAUAUAAUCAACCACUAGCUGGCAUCGUGGCGCUUUCCUGCUGGUUGCCAUUACACAAGCAAUUCCCGGGCAUAAAAACAAACGCCGAUGAUAUACCAAUUUUUCAAGCGCAUGGAGACUUUGAUCCUGUUGUACCAUACAAAUUUGGUCAAUUAAGUGCUAGUUUACUUAAGACAUUCAUGAAGAAUGUUACAUUUAAGACAUACAAUGGGCUAUCGCAUUCCUCAUCCGAUGAUGAAAUGGACGAUGUGCGGGAUGUACUGGCUUCCUGGACUGGUGACAGUAGAAACAGCAAAACUUCAGGGGUGGAUGUCAGCGGAAAUGCCACAGCACAAUGCUGUCUAAUAUCAUAGUAGCAAAUCUUUGAUUUUUCAUGAUGAUUGUGAUGAUGAUGAUGUAUGAGGCACAAACACAUUUUUAUUAAUGCAACAAAAACGCCACUAACUCAUGAACAUUAAACUAAUACUAAAAAGUAAACAACAAGCAGCAACUCAAGCAACUCGAAAAUUCAUUUUUUUCGAGUACUUUAAUCAAUAACGAAGAAUAAAAAUUAGCUUCUAUGGUACUUCAAAUUCUUAAAAAGUAGUUCCGCGUGUUUUUACUAGCACGCAUACUAAAAAUCCUUAACAAUAUUAAUAAGUUUUGCACUAUAUUACAUCAGGCGCAACGUAUUUUAUUUGAUUAUCAUUAGAAAUGGUCAGAAGUAGCUGAAUUUAUCGGCUGUUAAAGAUGUUAACCAGAAAACAUAUACCCUUAGCGUGUAGUGUAGCGUGA
Molecule: messenger RNA, 1771 nt
Organism: Anastrepha obliqua
Lineage: Eukaryota; Metazoa; Arthropoda; Insecta; Diptera; Tephritidae
Gene: Apt1
Product: acyl-protein thioesterase 1
Exons: 7
Coding region: 625-1350 (241 amino acids)
Biological process (GO): protein depalmitoylation
Cellular component (GO): cytoplasm
Molecular function (GO): palmitoyl-(protein) hydrolase activity; carboxylic ester hydrolase activity
Source: RefSeq, a predicted model, not a curated record